This is a messenger RNA of Solanum lycopersicum (tomato), 2432 nucleotides long. Its product is annotated as tryptophan N-monooxygenase CYP79A68-like. The record is from RefSeq and is a predicted model, not a curated record. Gene Ontology annotation, molecular function: iron ion binding; heme binding; oxidoreductase activity, acting on paired donors, with incorporation or reduction of molecular oxygen. NCBI's taxonomy places the organism in Eukaryota, Viridiplantae, Streptophyta, Magnoliopsida, Solanales, Solanaceae.
UAUAGGACAUGUGUGUUUAUUUGUUCAAUUUUAUACAAGUUGAAGUAUCAACUUGUUCACAUUCACAGUUGAAAGGACAUAAAUGUGGUCAUAUGACAUCAUUUUAGCUUUAAUAACCAGUGACAUAAAACAUAAAGAUGACUCUUAAUUUGGUUUCAGCGCUAUGACCUUUAACUUUAGGUGUAUAUAAGAAGACAUUAAUACCUGUAUUAAAUUAAAUAAAUAAAUACAUUCAUUCUACAUGACACCCUACAAUUUUGUAUCUUACUUGACGUCUAAUGUGUAUUAUGCUACGUAAAUUCUUAUAUAACUCUAAAUAUGUUUAAAAAGUCUUCAAAUAUGUUUUUAUGAAGCUAAUUUACAAGUGGAAAAUAGGUGUCAAGUGUACAAGUUUUUAAUGACACGUGCCCUAACACUUGUCAAGAAUUUAACUCAUAUUUUGGCCUAUAUAAGGACAUUACCAUUCAUAAAAAUAUCAUAAGAAAACAAUUACCAAACACCUUCUUGCUACCUCUUCUCUCUUCUCUUAAUUAAUAAAUAUAAUUAAUUUCUUUGACUUUUUUUUAUCUCAUUUUCCCCACAACUAACUUCUUUGACUUUUUUUAUUUUAUUAAAUUAUAUUACAUUACUUAAAAUAGUAUAGUAGUUAUUCUCAAUGCUACUAUUUUAGCUAAAUAAAUAGUUAUAUUAUUAUAUCUAAUUAUUUUCCAACAUUACAAAGCUAUGGUAAUCUACAACGUCCUCUCAACUUUCUCAAAAUCCAAUAACAAUACUACUCUAUGGAAAAUUAUCAUUUCUACUAUUCUUAGUAAAUGGAAUAGUAAAUUGGUAAGAAACAAUAAAUCAUUUCCUCCAUGUCCAAAAUCAUGGCCUAUAAUUGGAAUCCUUCCUCAAAUCUUCACAAAGAAUAAGUCAUCCUUUGUUUAUUGGAUUCACAAAACUAUGGAGGAAAUGAACACUGAAAUUGCUUGCAUUUAUGUUGGCAAUGUUCAUGUAAUUCCUGUAACUUCUCCUGAGCUUGCUUGCGAGUUCUUGAAGAUUCAAGACUCCGUUUUUUCAUCUAGGCCUAUUUGUAUGUCCGCGAAGCUUAUUAGUAAUAACUACUUAACUUCUGUUUUUCUCCCCAUUGGUGAUCAAUGGAUGAAAAUGAGGAAAAUUCUUGCUUCUCAUGUCUUAUCACCAUCCUCAUUGCAAUGGCUUCGUCCUAAAAGGGACGAAGCCAUUGAUGACCUUGUUGAGUUUGUUUACAAGCAAUGCAUCAACCAACAAUUUAUAAAUUUGAGGAAAGUGACAAGAUGUUAUUGUGGGAAUGCUAUAAGAAAUAUGGUUUACAACAAGAGAUCAUUAUUUGCAAGUAGAGAAGAAGAUGAACAACAAGUUGAUGCACUUUUUACACUACUUAAAUAUCUUCAUUGUUUUGGGAUAUCAGAUUACUUACCAUGGUUAAGUAUGUUUGAUUUAGAUGGUCACAAAGCAAUUAUUAAGAAAGCUUAUGACAUAGCAACAAAACAAAUUGAUAUUGAAGUUGAUCAUAGGAUUCAAAUAUGGAAAGAUGGCUACAAAAAUUUGGAACAAGACAUUCUUGAUGUUUUUAUCAUGCUCAAAGAUGACAAUGGAAAUCCAUUGAUGAAUGCUAAAGAGAUUAAAGCACAAGUGCUUGAACUCAUGCUGGCAACAGUGGAUAAUCCCUCAAAUGCAGUUGAAUGGACACUAGCAGAAAUGUUGAAUCAACCAAAGUUAAUGCAAAAAGCCAUAAAAGAACUCGAUGAUGUUGUUGGGAUGAAUAGAUUGGUUCAAGAAUCAGAUUUACCAAGGCUAAAUUAUAUCAAGGCCUGCAUAAAAGAGGCAUUUCGACUCCAUCCAAUAUCGCCUUUUAAUGUUCCUCAUGUAUCUGUUUCUGAUACCAUCAUCGGUGAAAAGCACUUCAUCCCUAAAGGAAGCAUAGUGUUAUUAAGUCGACUUGGACUUGGCCGAAAUCCCAGAGUUUGGAAGAAUCCAUUGAAGUUCAAGCCAGAACGUCACCUCAAAAAGAAAAAGAAAGAUGACGGUGAAGUAGUUCUCACUGAUUCAAAAUUACGUCUAUUGUCAUUUAGUAUUGGAAGAAGAGGUUGUCCAGCUGUGAAACUUGGUUCAACCAUUACUACAAUGUUACUUGCUAGACUUCUCCAAGGAUUUACUUGGAGUUUACCACCAAAUUCAUCAUCUAAUGACUUACUCGAGUCAUCGAAGGUUGAUCAUUUUUGUACCUUACCCCUUCUUGCUCAAGCAAAACCAAGAUUAGCUAACAACAUGUAUCAUUUUUAACUUUAGUCAAUAUGUAUUAAAAUUUACAAAGCAUAAUAUCCAAUAAGACAAAUUUUAUACUCAAAAUUGUAUCUAUAAUGAUGAAUCUAUUAUUAUUAUUAUUAAAAAUCAAGCACCUCUUUAUACAU